AUGCGGCGGUGUAUUCUUGUACGGGUGGCAAAUCCCUUGCCAUCGACCCUGCACGUCUCCGGCGGCAAUAGCAACAGUAAACAGAAGGAUUUUUCCCACCUCCGCCACACUGUUGCAGAACCGGCAGUUGACACGAAUGCCGAGGCAUAUCGACGCUUGGCACACGAAUUGACACUCUUGUCACAGGAAGAGUUUGGCCGUCGCCUCUAUCGGUUUAGCCGAACAAAUUUCGACCCCAACCACACGACAGCAGUCCACGCACAUGUGUCUGAGCUGCUUUCACGGCGCGUGCAAGAAGCAACUGUGAAGUGUGUUCGUGAGUAUGCCCAACUGGCGCACGUCGCUAAGCUACAUAAGCUCUGCUUACAGGUCUACUACGCCCGCACGAGGGCUGCCACAGUCGUUGUCUCCGCGACGGAAAUCAACGACAUGAAUGUUGGAAACUUUGCUGUCUCUGACUUUGUCGUCGACAGUGCGUAUGCCCUGCGUAGUACGCCUGACCUGGUUAGGUUAGCUUCUGACUGCGUAAAGCACCUACAGCACGUACCAUCCCUCGGUUGGGAAAUGAUGAGCGCCUUCUCCUUGGUUCGUGCGUUUUGGCGCUGCGUUUGUAUUGCCUCAAACCGCGAAGGACGGCCGGAUGCCGAGUCCAAGCAGGCCCUUCAGGACGCCGCUUACAUCUAUGAUGAAUGCAUGGCGUUGGUGUACCCCGAUUCCUGUGAGGAGCUUAGUACACAAGAUGCCAUACACAGAGUCCAGCGGUUUGUGCAAUAUGCUUCUUCCGCCGAUGAAGGAGAGAUGCUUUUUUUUCGUUUCUGCCUUCAGAAAGGGUUUCUUCGAAGACCACGCGAUGCAGUGCGUGGAGGGGGCGACGAUAAGGGAACUGGGACAAACGUCAGUGGCGCUUUUGAAGGCGGAAGAAUCACAGAGGAACAGUGGUUCUACGCGAGUCUCAUCGCAACUUGCCGCGCUGGAAACCACGUGGAUUCUGCACUCCAAUAUUUUGACGACAUUGGAUCCUUCCUUGGAAUUGUGCAGGUUAGUUGUAACGAUCUUCUUCGCUCUGCCGCACGUAAGCUGCUGUGCGACGGUUCGAAGCCGCCAGAGGAGGGAAGAGGUCCAAAAAAAAGAAACUCGAUGGAGGAAGUGUCUGAGUAUCUUAUCUUUCAGCUACUUAACGUACUUCAAACAGCAAAAGACAACGGAAAGAUCGUUUUUAUUGCACGAGCAAUGCUACGGGAUGGGGUGCAACUUGGUAUAAGUGUCUGGAGUAUCGUGCUUAUUGCGGCAGGGGAGAUGCGAGCCGUGGAUUUGGCGCUUGCCGCCUUUACACAAGCUAAGGACGCUCUGGGGCAUGACGGCAACGCUAUGGACCGCCGCGGGAACGAGUACCUACUACAAACUGCCAUUCAUGCACUCUCCAAGUGUCAGGUUCCUCGCUUUGAGGAAGACUACCUUCGGCCCUGCCAAGAAGGGAAGCUGAUGCAUUGCACAAAUGAGUUCUACUUUUGCGCUCUCCUGCAGCACGCACAUAACUCCAUGGACCCUGCCACAGGUGCCGAGGAGGUUCUGCGCAGGAUGACAGAGAAAGGGGUGCCGCUAACCACACGCAUCAUCUCCAGGCUGAUUAAAAUCUACUUACGCAUUGAGUCCCCCAAGCUACUGCCACUGUAUCAGCAUGCCACGCAAGAACUCGGAACAUUUAAAUUAUCCUGGCUUGACGAACUGCUGCUGUGGGCGGAUCGACGUCGCUACAACCUCUCCCAUGAAGAGCGAAAAUACAUAUUGGAUGAGGUGCAACGCGUUCACGGCACGAAGGGCAUGCGGGGCGACCUUGGCGGGCUUCGCACACAGUACGCACUUCUGAAGUACGACUACGAACACACCCCACUGGAGGUCUUCGCCUCCACAUCGCAUCCACCGGAGGCGGAGCCAACCAUAUUAGACUCACGUGUCCACUUCCUUAUUAAAAACCCUCACUGUGUCGUUCACAGCCCAAGGAACAGGGGCGUCAGCCACAAUUUUGGGCACACCAGAACACAUGUAGAUCCCGAGAGAACAAAAACGUUUCUUCGAUCCGCUCUACUCACCACUGAAGACGCAGAAACACAAACCGAAGUAAUUCAGGCUAAGGAAUUUCGCGCGUACAUGGUACGCAUGCUUGAGGUUCUGCAAGACACUAACAAUUGCGCGAUAUGA
Molecule: messenger RNA, 2199 nt
Organism: Trypanosoma conorhini
Lineage: Eukaryota; Euglenozoa; Kinetoplastea; Trypanosomatida; Trypanosomatidae
Exons: 1
Coding region: 1-2199 (732 amino acids)
Source: RefSeq, a predicted model, not a curated record